GUCAGGCCAGUGCCUCGGGGCGGAGCGCGGGCAGCAGGUCUCCCCGAGCGACCGAGGCGUGCCCAGCACCGACAAGGGCGCAAAGAAGCCGCUGCGCACCUCCUGUUGCAGCCUGUCCGGCGCCGAGACCCAGCCGCGGAUGGCACGGCGCAGGAGUCCCGGCCGCUUCUCCCCGCCGCGUGGGUACACCGACGCCUACAGCUCGGAGCCCGAGGCGGCGGGGGGCGAGGGCUUCCUCGGGCGCCUGGCGCAAAUGUACCGCGACGACGAACGGACGAGCCUUCCGCGCAAGGGCAAGAACGGGAGCAACGCGCAGCAGCGCACCAAACCCCACCGCGCCGCCUCCGCCCACCCGCGCCGCUUGGCCACAUGGCCGCAGCACCACCUGGCCCCGGCGGGCGAAGGCUGCGCCACCCCCGGCACCACUUCGUGCACCAGCCUCUUCGGCGGGGAGUUCCAAGUCCAUCCGCAGCCCCCCGGCCGCACCCCGACGGGCAAGUACACCCGCGUGGAGAAACUGCUCCAGGAUGACCAGUGGGCCAGCCCUGUACCCAGGCCCCUCGAAUAUGGCGCCGCUGACUGCCCCACUGACGCCAGCAAGCCGCCCUCCAUCUGCCCCUCUUCCUUCUCCUUCUCCCAGCAGGACAAGCCUCCCCUCAAGCUGGGGGCAAAGGAGCUCAAGCGAGGAAAUUGGCAGGAGCCUUGUGAGAGCAGCCCGAGUAUAGGAGACCUCAUGCACUCUUUGGCUAGGCCAUAUGAGGAGAACGAACCGCAAGGUUACCUCAGUCGUGACCCAAAUAGCCAGCACCACCGCCAGCACUCCCGCUAUCACCAGAAGUCCCGGAAAGGAGACGCCCAGAUCAACCUUCAAGAUCUCAUUGACAAGAGAUAUGAAGAUUUGAUGCCUGAAAGAGACAAAAAAAUUGCAGCGCUGAUGUUGGCCAGGCACCAGGAUGAGGAAGAGAUGAAGGACAGGCAGCUCCAGGUCUCUGAUGUUUGGGAGAAGAUGAGGCAUAAGGAGAGGAAGCACAAAGUACGGAUGGAGAAGGAGAGACAUUACCAGCAGGCAGAAUAUCUAGACCAAUGGCAAAGAGAUCGGGAUCAAAGGAAAGCCAAGCUCAGACUAGAAGAACAGCAGCUGUUGAUGGCCAGAGAGAAGGAAAUGAUGUUACGUGACAAAAAGUGGAAAAAAAUGGCCAAAGAGCAGGAGAGCAGGCGGAGGAUGAAACUUGACAGCAAUAAACUUCAGGCUGACUAUAAGAAAUGUCAGGAAAGGCAGCUCUGGGACAGAAGGUCAAAUGAGAGGAAUGCUAGGGAUCAUGCCUCUCAUUUGUAUAAGGAGCAGAUGUUGCAGGCCCUAGAGAGAAGGUUGAUAAAGGAAAUGGAAAGGAAAAGGAAAAGAGCAGAUACAAACCAAUACAAAAAAGCCAGGCACAUGCACACGAAGGAACAGGUGGAUGACAGAGUCAAAGCUGAGGAGCUCUACAAAAGGCUCUGUAUUGAACAGAAGCUUCAGAGGUCUCAAGAAAUCCUGGAGCAGCUAAUUGAAGAAAGGAAUAGAGAAUUAAAAGAAAGGUCUUUCAAAGAAGAAGAUCAAGAUGUGAUAACCAAGGUUAGAGCUAAAGAGACUGAGGAAGAAAAGAGAAGGCGCAAGGAGAUGUUACUGCAGAUAGCUGAGAUGAAGAUCCAGCAAGCUAAAGAAAUGAUGACCAAAAAUAUCCAAGGCAGAGCACAACGUGCAAGAGACAUUAACUGGAUGAAAGAGAGAAACCAUGACUGCCGCAAACAGAAGCUUGAUGAUGAUGAGAAAUGUCAUCUGCGAGAAAUUAAAGAAGCCAUAAGAAGGAAAGAUCAGAAAAGCAAUCAGAUUCUAAGGGACAAGGAGACAGCUAUUGAAGAAUCUCGGAGAAUAGCCAAAGCAUCUUAUGACCUGAAGGAAAAAGUGAGAGAUCUGAUAAAGCAUGGUUCAGUUGAUCAGAUGGCUUUUGAUGCCCAUCGCAAUGCAAAUCUCCUUAGGGGUCUCUAGUGAAAUUUAAGAAAACAUUCCAGACUGUGUUGUGCAAGAAAAAAAAACGGUUGUAGUGUGUUCAUUUUGUAGAACUCUGUGUUGCUGUUGACUAAAGUGGUUUCAGACUUAAUUACUGUUUGACUCUUAAGUGUUUGCAAGGAUUAUGACUUAAAGGAGUUUAUUAUUCACAAACACAGUUGCCUGUGUAAUUCAAUUGUGCUUAGAAAGUGUCGAACCUUAACUGCCUUCUAUGCUGUACACCCAGUGGAAUGUAGCUUUGCUAUCUGAGUGUAACUUAUGACUCAGUGACAGAGCAUCUGCUUGGCAUGCAAAAUAUCCCUGGUUCAAUCCCUGGUAUCUCCAGUUAAAAGGAGUAGGGGGUAGGUGAUGUGUAAGUCGUCCUCCUGACACCCAGGAGAGCCACUUCCAGUCUGAGUAGACAAUACUGACCUUAAUGCUGGGAUCGAUGGCCUGAUUCUGUAUAGGACUGUUUCAUUCACAUUUUUAAAUAGAUUUUACAAUGAAUGUCUGGAGUUAUUCAUAAAUUACGAGUAUUAAAGGGUAUAGCCAAACAAUUAGUGUUACAGAUAUUUCAGUCCAAAGGAUGCAAUAGUCACACAUGAAGGAGAAAAUUAUAUUUAAAGAUAUUUCAGUACAUUAUCUAAAUAUAUCCUGUCUUACAACUGAAUAACCUAAGCAAUAGUUUUCAGACCUAACCCAUUUAUAAAUCCUGUUUUUCUCAGGGGGAUUUAUGAGUACCUCAUGUGCUGGAUUCUAGAAAUGGUUCGGUAAAAAUGAAUAUUUUGUUUCAGUCUGUAGCAGUGUUAUCAAUUGUAAAUUUAACAUGUAUUGAAAUGAGAAAUGUUUCAUGAAUGGAAUAACAAAGAACAAAUAAUGUAUCAUACAAGGUGUUUUAAAAUAA
Molecule: messenger RNA, 2930 nt
Organism: Sphaerodactylus townsendi
Lineage: Eukaryota; Metazoa; Chordata; Lepidosauria; Squamata; Sphaerodactylidae
Gene: CCDC185
Product: coiled-coil domain containing 185
Exons: 1
Coding region: 140-2026 (628 amino acids)
Source: RefSeq, a predicted model, not a curated record